This is a messenger RNA of Soboliphyme baturini, 285 nucleotides long. NCBI's taxonomy places the organism in Eukaryota, Metazoa, Nematoda, Enoplea, Dioctophymatida, Soboliphymatidae. The record is from the annotation of a GenBank genome assembly.
AUGCGUUCAAAUCAGUUUCGAUCUAUCGUAAUCAUUGGAAAACCGAAGCCAACGCUGUCGGACAAAAGCGACAACAUGAUUCUCAGUAAAGAAGCUAAUACGAUGCGGAUGAGGCGGGUGUUUCUCGGUGUGCGAUGCUGCGAUGAUCAGCACAGGUCAUCGAUGCCUUGCGAGGUAUGGAAGAAGGAGCACGAGGGCAGACGGUGCGUAGCGCAGAAUUCGUUCGGUACUGCUGAAUUAAGGCGCUGCGGUAACUUCGUUUCGCGCCUAUCAAUGCAUUACUGA